AUGGCUGACUACAACACCCCUGAGUUCAAGCGCUAUGCUGCUGUUCACGAGAACCCUCAAGGAGGUGGCGACGCCCGGCCAACCGCAUUGCAGAUUGUCAAGGACAAUGAUCUUGAAGGCAAACUUUCAGGGAAAGUUGUCUUGAUUACUGGCUGCUCAUCGGGCAUCGGCAUUGAGACUGCUCGUGCCAUGAAAGCAACAGGCGCCCACGUGUUUGCGACCGUCCGUGAUCUCGGCAAGGGGAAGAAGGCGUUAGCUGACAUCCUCGAGCCCGGAAAGCUCGAUCUCGAACUCCUGGACCUGAACUCUCUCACCUCCGUGCGCAACUUUGCCAAAUCGUUCCUCGCGAAGACAAACAACCAGCUCAACAUUCUCAUCAACAAUGCCGGCAUUAUGGCCAUCCCUGAAGAUAAGACCGAAGACGGGUUCGAGAAACAGUUUGGCACCAACCACCUCGCCCACUUUCUCCUAUUCCAGCUACUCAAACCUGCACUCCUCGCCUCAGCAACGCCAGACUUCCAAUCCCGGGUGGUCUCAGUUUCCUCGCUAGGCCACCGCUAUAACAACAUCGAUCUCGACAACGUCAUGCUCGAAAACGGCGCGUAUGAGCCUAAUCGCGCAUACGCGCACUCCAAGCUCGGUAAUAUCUACCUCGCCAACGAGAUCGAGCGGCGCUACGGAUCGCAGGGUUUGCAUGCGAACAGUUUGCAUCCCGGCGGCAUCUGGACUGGCUUGCAAGACCACAUGGACGUCUCCGCUUGGAAGGCGAACCCCGCGGUCAAUACUUACAUGAAGAACACGGCGCAGGGUGCGGCGACAACCGUAUGGGCGGCCGUUGCCAAGUGCUGGGAGGGCAAGGGUGGGAAGUAUCUGGAUAACUGCCAGAUUGCGCCGCCUGCCCCGGAGGGUGCUGAUGUGUUUACAUCUGGGUAUGCGGAGUGGGCUUACGAUGAGGAAGCAGCCAAGAAGCUUUGGACCAUGAGCAAUAAGUUUGUGGGACUGCCGGAGGAUGAGUAG
Messenger RNA from Didymosphaeria variabile, 1017 nucleotides. RefSeq lists its product as uncharacterized. The record is from RefSeq and is a predicted model, not a curated record. Lineage: Eukaryota; Fungi; Ascomycota; Dothideomycetes; Pleosporales; Didymosphaeriaceae. The transcript is spliced from 4 exons. Bases 1 to 1017 code for a protein of 338 amino acids.